AUCUUUUUCACUGCAUCCCCUUCUUUCAUUUUGCGGGAGAAGUCUAUGUAUGUAAAUAUUCUUUUGAAGUAUCCUUUAUUUCGUUAUCUUCGAAAAUCCAAUUGGCACAAACAACAACAACAACAACAUAGGAUUGACGAAGGUUUCUAUCAAACACCCAAUAAAAACUUGACACUACACCAACAAUUUAUAUCCUCGGUUCCUUUAGAUUAUAUCUCACGCUUACCAGUAGAAAUAUGUUGGUUGAUUCUUGGGUAUUGUGAUCCAACCAGUGUACUUGCAGCAGCUUACGUAUCACGACGUUGGUAUAUUUUAUGCACAGAACCUAGUCUAUGGCGCGGACUUUAUGAAGCUCACUAUGGACCUGUGACGAAGAAAUUGAAUUAUCAAGAGUUAUAUCAAAUCAAGAAGCUUAUGGAACAACGGUGGCGACAAGGGAAACAUGAAACACGGUGUAUCUUUGGCCAUGGUGACAGUAUCUAUUGUGUUCAAUUCGAUCAGGAUAAAGUGGUGACAGGCAGUCGUGAUCGAACCAUCAAGUUUUGGAGUCUUAUACCUGGUGAAGAAGGACGAUGCUUGCGUACAUUGGCGGGUCAUGAUGCUAGUGUGUUAUGUCUUCAAUAUAAUCCACAUUGGUUAGUCUCAGGUUCAUCCGAUCAUACUGUUCUGGUGUGGUCCAUGCGAACGUUCCAAGUCGUCUGGCGAUUGACGGGUCAUGCUUCUGGAGUAUUGGAUGUUGGAUUGGAUGAUGUGCAAGUUGUCAGUUGUUCCAAGGAUACCACCAUACGUUUAUGGGAUCUCAAGACGGGUAGAUUGAACAUGACUCUUCGUGGUCAUCGUGGUCCUGUCAAUGCUAUGCAAUUCAAAAACAAUAGGUUGGUCUCGGCUAGUGGGGAUGCAACCAUCCGAUUAUGGGAUAUGACGACUGGGCAAUGUUUACGUGAUUUUGUCGGUCAUACAAGAGGUCUAGCUUGUAUACGGUUUGAUGGAUCUACGAUUGUCAGUGGAAGUAAUGACAACUUGAUCAAGGUCUGGGAUGUUCGCUCUGGUCAAUGCACACUUACUCUGGAAGGUCAUACUGGUUUGGUCCGCGCUCUGUAUUUUGAUCAACAUAAAAUCGUAUCUGGUAGCUAUGAUGAAAGCAUCCGUGUAUGGGAUCGUCGUUCUGGUGCUUGUCUUUUGAAUUUUCAACGUUGUCAUUCUAGUUGGGUCUUUGAUGUCAUGUUUGAUGAUACCAAAAUUAUUAGUACAAGUCAAGAUCAAAAAAUACUCAUCAUGGACUUUGCUUAUGAUAUUGAUACCCGUCAUUUAUCAUCAUGAUCAUAUACGCAUUAUACAAUAUACUAUAGUUAUUUUUUGAUUACAAU
Messenger RNA from Halteromyces radiatus, 1367 nucleotides. Its product is annotated as WD40-repeat-containing domain protein. The coding region runs from base 46 to 1320 and encodes 424 amino acids. The transcript is spliced from 4 exons. NCBI's taxonomy places the organism in Eukaryota, Fungi, Mucoromycota, Mucoromycetes, Mucorales, Cunninghamellaceae. The record is from RefSeq and is a predicted model, not a curated record. Gene Ontology annotation, molecular function: protein binding.